Molecule: messenger RNA, 1305 nt
Organism: Oldenlandia corymbosa var. corymbosa
Lineage: Eukaryota; Viridiplantae; Streptophyta; Magnoliopsida; Gentianales; Rubiaceae
Source: the annotation of a GenBank genome assembly
UAUACAUAUGAUACACACAAGUUCUGCUCCCAUGAUAGUUCGAGUCAUAUUCAUCAUCCAUUUCCACAUCAGAAAAAGGGCUAAACGUUUAAUUUGAACUGUUUUUCUUUGGGGAUUAGAUUAGUUCUUUCUUAUGGAAAACGAAGAUAAAGCCCAGAAACCCAUCAAGUACAGGGGGAUCCGGAGGCGGCCAUGGGGGAAAUACGCAGCUGAAAUACGCGACCCGAAUAGAAAUGGAGCCCGAUUAUGGCUCGGAACUUUCGAAACCGCCGAAGAAGCUGCUCGGGCUUAUGACCGAGCUGCCUAUGCUCUGAGGGGUCAUCAAGCCAUUCUCAACUUCCCCAACGACGGGCAUUACCGAAUCAACAAUGAUUAUGCUGCCGGGUCGCUCGGUUCCGGGUCAAGUAGUAGUAGCUACAACCUUUCGGGUCAGUUGCCGGCGUCUUCGUCGAUUUCUUCUUCUACGGUUAGCCCCGGAAGAACGGGUCAUUUGGAGCUGGAAGAGGAUCCGGAGCGGGUUAUUGAGAUUGAGUAUUUGGAUAAUAAGCUGCUUGAUGAGCUUCUGGCUGGUGGUGGAGGCGGGUCGCAGUCUCAGAGGCCUUUGGAUAUUAACAAAAGGAAAAGGCUUUCUUGAUUUUAUUAUUACUAGGUUUUAGCUUUAAUUAUUAUUUUGGAUUCAUUUAAUCUCGAAAAAAAAAAAGCCGCCUUCUUCUCUUCUUGUGACCUUGUAGGUAGGCUAAUAACUUCAUUAUUUGUGUUUCAAAUUUCGUUUUUGGAUCCAUUUUUCUUACUUGUUUGUAAUGUUUUGCCGGUUUAUGAAAAAAUUGAUUCAUUCUUUUUCAAUUCCAUGGUAAUAAUAGGUUGUGAAGUGAUUCUAGGAACUUGCAAAUUUCUUCAUAAAUGAGACUUUCAGGAUGUUCCUUAUAAUAUUUCCCUUACAAGUCAAUCUAUUGUAUAGUAUUAAUUCAACAAAGUAAAUAACAUUUUAUUGGGGAUAGAGGAGUAAGUAACAUUUUGUGGCCUAAUUUGACAUAGGGUUUAGGGUUGAGAACUUUUGAUGGUAAAGGUUAUCAUUUAGAAUAUUGGUCAUCUGUAAACUUUUAUAUAUAGUUAUUGAAAUAUAGGGGUUUUGGUAAAAACAAACAAGAAGGCGCUUGUUAGUUUUCUGUGUGUGUUUUGGUACGACAAGAAGGAAAUUGAGGAUUAUCCAUUACCUCAUCUUUAUCUAAUAGAUGUAACGAUGAAGGUUAUGAAAAUUGCAAACUGUAUCAUACCUACGGAUAUAUAGAUGUUUAAAUUGAUAGC